Messenger RNA from Otolemur garnettii (small-eared galago), 2370 nucleotides. RefSeq names its product von Willebrand factor A domain containing 2 (gene VWA2). The record is from RefSeq and is a predicted model, not a curated record. Bases 7 to 2370 code for a protein of 787 amino acids. NCBI's taxonomy places the organism in Eukaryota, Metazoa, Chordata, Mammalia, Primates, Galagidae. The transcript has 13 exons. Gene Ontology annotation, cellular component: basement membrane. Gene Ontology annotation, biological process: calcium-independent cell-matrix adhesion. Gene Ontology annotation, molecular function: calcium ion binding.
AUCAACAUGCCCUCUUUCCUGUUGCUAGAAGCCGCCUGCAUUUUCCUGUUUUCCAGAGUAACCCCCUCCCUCCCUCAGCAAGAAGUCCUUGUGAGCAAGGAGACCAUCGGGAAAAUUUCAGUGGCCAGCAAAAUGAUGUGGUGCUCAGCUGCCAUGGACGUCUUGUUUCUGCUAGAUGGGUCUCACAGCAUCGGGAAAGGGAGCUUUGAAAGGUCCAAGCACUUUGCCAUCACAGUCUGUGAUGCUCUGGACAUCAGCUCCGAGAUGGUCAGAGUGGGGGCCCUGCAGUUCAGCUCUGCUCCACAUCUGGAAUUCCCCUUGGAUUCAUUUUCAACCCGGCAAGAAGUAAAGGCGAAAAUCAAGAAGAUGGUCUUCAAAGGAGGACGCACAGAGACAGGACUUGCCCUGAAAUACCUUCUGCGCACAGGGUUCCCUGGGGGCCGAAAUGGCUCUGUGCCUCAGAUCCUCAUCCUCACCACGGAUGGGAAGUCCCAGGGGCAUGUGGCUUUGCUGGCCAAGAAGCUGAAGGAAAGGGGCAUCACUGUGUUUGCCGUGGGAGUCCGGUUUCCCAGGUGGGAAGAGCUUCACAUGCUGGCCAGCGAGCCGAGGGAGCAGCACGUGCUGUUGGCUGAGCAGGUGGAGGAUGCCACCAACGGCCUCUUCAGCACCCUCAGCCACUCUGCCAUCUGCACUACUGCCUCUCCUGACUGCCAAGUCGGGGCAUACCCCUGUGAGCACAAGACGCUGGAGACCGUCCGGGAGCUCAGCGGCAACGUCCUGUGCUGGAGAGGGUCUCGGCAGACCAGGACUGUGCUAGCCACCCUCUGUCCCUUCUACAGCUGGAAGAGAGUGUUCCUAACCCAACCUGCCACCUGCUACAGGACCACCUGCCCAGGCCCCUGUGAUUCCCAGCCCUGCCAGAAUGGAGGCACAUGCAUCCCGGAAGGACUGGACAGUUACCACUGCCUGUGCCCACUGGCCUUCAGAGGGGAGGCUAACUGUGGCCUGAAGCUGAGCCUGGAGUGCAGAAUCGACGUCCUCUUCCUGUUGGACAGCUCUGCGGGCACCACCCUGGAGGGCUUCCUGCGGGCCAAGGCCUUCGUGAAGCGGUUUGUACAGGCCGCGCUGAGCGAGGACUCUUGGGCCCGAGUGGGUGUGGCCGUGUACAGCAAGGAGCUGCUGGUGGCAGUGCCUGUGGGGGAGUACCAGGAUGUGCCAGACCUGGUCCAGAGCCUCGACAGCAUUCCCUUCAGCGGUGGCCCAACCCUGACAGGCAGCGCCUUGAGGCAGGUGGCAGAGCGCGGCUUUGGGAGUGCUGUCAGGACAGGCCAGCACCGGCCACGCAGAGUGGUCGUACUGCUCACCGAGUCGCGCUCCCAGGAUGAGGUGGCUGGCCCGGCCCAACACGCCAGGGCCCGAGAGCUGUUCCUGUUGGGCGUGGGCAGUGAGGCCGCAAGGGUAGAGCUGGAGGAGAUCACAGGCAGCCCAGAGCACGUGAUAGUCUACACAGACCCUCAGGACCUGUUCAGCCAGAUCCCCGAGCUACAGGGGAGACUGUGCAGCCGGACACAGCCAGGCUGUCGGGCACAGUCACUGGACCUUGUCUUCAUGCUGGAUGCCUCGGCCUCAGUGGGGCCUGAGAACUUCGCUCACAUGCAGAGCUUCAUGAGAAGCUGCACCCUCCAGUUUGAUGUGAACCCUGACAUCACGCAGGUCGGCCUGGUGGUGUACGGCAGCCAGGUGCAGACCGUCUUCGGGCUGGAGACUCAUCCCACCCGCACCGCAGUGCUGCAGGCCAUGAGCCAAGCCCCCUAUCAAGGUGGAGUGGGCUCGGCUGGCACGGCUCUGCUGCACAUCUAUGACAAGGUGAUGACUGUCCAGAGGGGUGCCCGGCCUGGUGUCCCUAAGGCUGUGGUGAUGCUCACAGGCGGGAGGGGGGUGGAGGACGCAGCUGUCCCUGCCCAGAAGCUGAGAGACAAUGGUGUCUCCGUCUUAGUCAUGGGUGUGGGGCCCAUCCUGAGAGACGCACUGCGGAGGCUGGCGGGUCCCCGGGACACCCUGAUCCAUGUGGCAGCUUACUCAGACCUGCAGUACCACCAGGACCAGCUCAUCGAGUGGAUAUGUGGUGAAGCCAAACGGCCAGUCAACCUCUGCAAACCCAGCCCAUGCACGAACGAGGGCACCUGUGUGCUGCAGAAUGGGAGCUACCGCUGCGAAUGCCGGGAUGGCUGGGAGGGCCCCCACUGCGAGAACCGGGUCUUGAGAGGAGAUGCUCCCAGGGCACGUGGCUCCCACCAGGAGUCUGCAGGAGAACAGCAGCCGCCCUCCUCCCAGCAACUACGGGGAAGGCCUAGGCACUCUGGGCGCUGA